Owenia fusiformis is the source of this 4595-nucleotide messenger RNA. The record is from the annotation of a GenBank genome assembly. Lineage: Eukaryota; Metazoa; Annelida; Polychaeta; Sabellida; Oweniidae.
UGCGCAUGCUCUGCAUUCCAAAACAUUUCUAUUUUCAAAUUAUUUAUCUAGUAGUUUUCCGAUUUACCAGUCUUAUGUGAUCAAUUAAACAUAAUGAAGCGUGUAUUUAGUUUAUCAGAAAAGAUUCAUGGCCAGGGUGGAAUCUACUAUAGUUGGCAAAAGACUCUUGGCAACUACUUAGCAACCACAGGGUUUGAUCACAUGGUUAGGAUCCAAGAUAGACAUGGUGAAUUGAAGGAUGAAAUAAGUCUGCCUGGGAUGUGCACAGGUAUUGGAUGGGAUAAAGAUGGCGAUACUCUUGCGAUCAUUAAUGACAAAUCUGGCGUAAUAUUCCUCUGGGAUGCCAACACCCAUAAAACAUCUCAACUUGAUAGUGGUCUAAGGGAUUCACUUUCUCUAUUGCUGUGGUCGAAGACAGGUCCCCAAUUAGCUAUAGGAACAUCAAAGGGAAACUUGCUAAUAUACAAUCACCAAACUUCGAGGAAAGUACCAAUACUUGGCAAGCAUACAAAGAAGAUAACAUGCGGAGCCUGGAGUCAGCAAAACCUCCUAGCCCUUGGAAGUGAUGACAGGACCAUAACAAUCAGUAACUCAGAGGGGGAUACGAUACGUCAGACAUCCCUGAGGGCAGAGCCUGCCGAUAUACAAUUCUCAGAGAUGAAGGGCGAUGAAAGGAGCAAUAUUGGAGAAAACACAGUGAGUGUGGUGAUAGGAAAGAAGACACUGUUUCUGUAUAACAUGAAUGAUCCAGAGAAUCCAAUAGAGUUAGCUUUCCAGGCAAGAUAUGGCAACAUCAUAGCUUACAAAUGGUAUGGAGACGGCUACAUCAUGAUUGGUUUCUCUCAUGGUUAUUUUGUUGUCAUAUCAACACACAUGAAAGAAAUAGGGCAGGAGUUGUUUCAAGCAAGGAAUCACAAGGACAGCCUCACAAGUAUUGCAAUCUCACAUGCCCUCAACAAAGCUGCAUCCUCGGGAGACAACUGUAUCAAAAUCCAUGAUCUGUCCGAUUUGAAAGAAAUGUACGCAAUCAUAAACCUUGAUGAUGAGCGAGGCCUUGAUAAAAUCUCAUGGACUGACGAUGGCCAGCUGAUGGCCAUUUCAACACAACGUGGUAGUUUGCAUGUAUACCUAACAAAGCUUCCUAUGCUUGGUGCGUCAUAUGGAACGAGGAUUGCGUAUCUGACAUCUCUGCUUGAGAUUACCGUACAAGACAGUAUUGCUGAGGAGACCCCAUUGCCAACAAGUAUUGAUGUAGAGCCUUCGUUUGUGGGAUUAGGGCCAUACCACUUAGCUAUUGGCAUGAACAACAGAUGCUGGUUCUAUCUACUGGGGGAUAGUGGGACAGAAAAGCUGAAAGACAGAGAAUAUCUGGGAACAGUGCAGAGUAUAAAACUUAACUCUGACUACGCUGCCGUUCAUUUUGAAGGCAAAGUCAAUCUUCAUAUGAUUGAGUCAGACACUACGAAUGAUGAACGUGACACAAGACUUUUCCCAGACAAGGAUGAUAGUAGAAUCACAUGUCAUGACAUCACACCCGAAUUCCUUAUUUAUGGCACUGAUUCUGGUGGCAUUUACUACUUCCUCAUAGAAGACUGGGCCUAUGUGAAUGAAUUCAAACACAUCGUGGGGAUUAGGAAACUUUACCCAGAUCCAAGCGGGACACGUCUUAUUUUCAUCGAUGAUAAAAGUGACUGUUUUGUGUACAAUCCAGUGAAUGAUCAGACAAUUGAUGUCCCAAAGUUCUCCAGUACAACAAAGGGGAUUCUCUGGGACCAGUGGCCACUGGAUAAGGGUCUUUUCAUUGCCUAUGACGAGGAAAAAAUCUAUACAUAUGUGUAUAGCAGAGAAUCUGUUAAUGGUAAUAGUACUAUGGUUACAAGCGGCGGUUAUAGUACUAAUGCUUUGCCUGGGGUUGAAACCACAGUUAGUUCACAGUGUACAUUUGCUGGAACUACAAAACUCCCAUAUGGACAAGUACCCAUAAUGCUUCACAAUGGGGAGAUUACAUUGCAGACGCAAAGUGGAAAGGUCGUGACCUUGACCCUUGAUACCCACAAUUCACCUGAUGAUAAGCCAUUGGAGAUGGAUCCUGUCGUGCUACGAGAAGCGCUUGGAAAGUGUAUCGCUCUACAUAGGUUUAAAGAUGCCUGGGGGUAUUGUAUAUGCUUAAACAACAAAGAGUGCUGGAAUAACCUUGGGAAAGCGGCCCUCAUGAAUCUGGACAUUGAGUUUGGAAUACGUGUCUAUCGACAUAUUGGCAAUGUAGGCAUGGUUAUGUCCUUGCAGAAAAUAAAGGGCAUUGAGGAUAGGAAUCUUCUCUCUGGUUACAUAGCAAUGUUUAUGGAGGACUUUGACUUAGCGCAAGAUCUGUUCCUUAAUUCCAGCCAACCUCUAGCUGCUUUGGAGAUGAGACGUGACCUUCUAAACUGGGACUCUGCAUUAAAGUUGGCAAAGAGUUUAGCUCCAGAUCAGAUACCAUAUAUCUCAAAAGAGUAUGCCCAACAGCUAGAAUUCACUGGAGACUAUGGAAAUGCAUUGAAUCACUAUGAGAAAGGUCUUACCAAAGAUGAUGCUCAAAGAGAACAUGAUGAGAGUUGUGCGGGUGGCGUAGCUAGGAUGUCGCUACGUAUGGGUGAUAUACGAAGGGGUGUUGGACUUGCCUCAAAGAUGUCAAGCAAAGUACUGAAGAAGGAAUGUGCCGCUAUUCUGGAGAGUAUGAAGCAAUGGUCAGAAGCUGCAAUGCUGUAUGAAAAAGGUGGAUAUUUUGAUAAGGCAGCAUCUGUUUAUAUACGCAGCAAAAACUGGGCAAAGGUUGGUGAACUUCUCCCGCAGGUUACAUCCCCCAAGAUUCACUCCCAGUAUGCAAAAGCAAGGGAGGCUGAUGGGAGGUACAAAGAUGCAGCGACCGCAUAUGCUAAUGCCAAAGAUUGGGAUAGUGUUGUGCGUAUAAACCUGGAACACCUUCAGAAUCCUGAAGAGGCUGUUAGGAUUGUUCAAGAGACUCAGAGUGUUGAUGGAGCAAAGAUGGUUGCAAAGUUUUUCAUGAAACUAAAUGAUUAUGCAUCUGCCAUUCAAUUCCUUGUGAUGUCUAAAUGCAACGAUGAGGCCUUCCAACUUGCCCAAGAGCACAGACAGAUGGAGAUAUAUGCUGAUAUUAUAGGUACGGAUGCUACACCUGAAGACUACCAGAGUAUAGCCCUGUACUUUGAAAAUGAGAAAAAUCAUUUCUUUGCCGGAAAAUUCUUCUUACUUUGUACACAGUAUCAGCGGGCAUUAAAACAUUUCCUGAGAUGCCAGAACACAGAUGACAACCAAGCAAUUGAGAUGGCCAUAGAAACAGUGGGCCAAGCCAAUGAUGAAAACCUGACACAUAAUCUUAUUGACUAUUUAAUGGGAGAGAAUGAUGGGGUGCCAAAGGAUGCCAAAUAUUUAUUCAGACUAUAUAUGGCUUUGAAACAACACAGGGAGGCUGCCAGAACAGCCAUAAUCAUUGCCAGAGAAGAACAAAAUGCAGGUAAUUAUCGCAACGCUCAUGAUGUGUUGUUCAGUAUGUAUCAGGAACUGAAACAACAAAAGAUCAAAAUACCAACAGAGAUGGCAUCAAAUCUUAUGAUUCUCCACAGUUAUAUAUUAGUCAAGAUCCAUGUGAAAAGAGGGGACCAUUUAAAGGGGGCCAGAAUGUUGGUUAGAGUUGCCAAUAACAUCAGCAAGUUUCCAUCACAUAUUGUCCCCAUCUUGACCUCUACGGUGAUAGAGUGCCAUAGAUCUGGUUUGAAGAAUUCCUCAUUUAGCUACGCAGCUAUGUUGCUCCGUCCGGAAUACAGAAAUAACAUUGAUCCAAAAUAUCGCAAGAAAAUAGAAGCAAUUGUUAGAAAACCGGAUAAAACAGAGGAGGAAGAACUGACCAGUCCCUGCCCUUACUGUAAAUUUGAUCUCCCGGGAUCUGAACUUAUGUGUCCAGAGUGUAAGAAUAACAUACCAUACUGCGUUAUAACAGGACGACAUGUUGUCAAGGAUGACCUCACAGCAUGUCCUAAUUGUGACUUCCCUGCUAUACACUCAGAGUUUAUAAGUAUCCUGGAGACAGAAGACAUGUGCCCGAUGUGCUCUGAGAAAGUUAUGUCAGAAAAUGUACAAAAACUGUCAAAUGUUGAGAAAUACUUGAAUCCUGAUGAGGGAGAUGAAUAGAUGAAUCUCAGAUUCUGUUUAUUAUAUAUUAAUAUAUGAAUAAUAUAUAUUAAUGUAUAAAUAAUAUAUAUUAAUGGUUGAAAGAUGGCGAAAUGUAAAAUUUUGAAGCUGGACUUUAUUAGGGUAGUAAUCACAGGCCAAUCAUUCCACAAGCUGCUCAAACUAGUAUAAUGAACAUUACGUAUUAAUGAACAUUAAUGAACAUUAAUGAACAUUGACACGAAAGUCAUACAGUGUAAAGAAUGGUCUCGAUCAUACAGUCACGCUGUAGGCUAUUUGAGUAUACGGUGUGUUGUUGAUACUACAAGAAUGACAAAUUAUUUAAGAUUGUUUUUUAAUGAAAAUGUUUAAAUUUAUUGUUUGCAUUUUAAAUGUACAGUUUGUAUGACAUAAAUUAAACAAUGAAU